This is a messenger RNA of Calidris pugnax (ruff), 3568 nucleotides long. RefSeq names its product transmembrane p24 trafficking protein 5 (gene TMED5). NCBI's taxonomy places the organism in Eukaryota, Metazoa, Chordata, Aves, Charadriiformes, Scolopacidae. Bases 37 to 720 code for a protein of 227 amino acids. The record is from RefSeq and is a predicted model, not a curated record. Gene Ontology annotation, biological process: endoplasmic reticulum to Golgi vesicle-mediated transport; Golgi organization; intracellular protein transport. Gene Ontology annotation, cellular component: endoplasmic reticulum-Golgi intermediate compartment; COPII-coated ER to Golgi transport vesicle; Golgi apparatus. The transcript is spliced from 4 exons.
ACCGGCCCCGCCCGCCGCCCUUUCCGCGCCGCCGCGAUGGUGCCGGUACCGUGGCCCGGGUUGCUCUUGGGGUGUUUGGGGUUGUUCCUGUCGCCGCGGGCCGCCGCCGAGUUCACCCCUUCCCUGGACAGCGACUUCACCUUCACGCUGCCCGCCGGCCGCAGGGAGUGCUUCUACCAGCCCAUGCGCAAGGAGGCCUCGCUGGAGCUGGAGUACCAGGUUCUAGAUGGAGCAGGAUUAGAUGUUGAUUUUCAUCUACUGUCUCCAAAAGGUGAAACUCUCGUUUUUGAUGAAAGAAAAUCAGAUGGAGUUCAUACGGUGGAAACUGAAGAUGGGGAUUACAUGUUCUGUUUUGACAACACAUUCAGUACCAUUUCUGAAAAGGUGAUUUUCUUUGAACUGAUCUUGGACAAUAUGGGAGAAGAUGGACAAGAUCAGGAAGACUGGAAGAAGUACGUUACAGGCACAGAUCUCCUAGAUAUGAAAUUGGAAGACAUUCUGGAAUCGAUCAACAGUGUCAAAGCCAGAUUAAGCAAGAGCGUCCAGAUUCAGACCCUGCUCAGAGCAUUUGAGGCUCGUGACCGAAAUAUACAAGAAAGCAACUUUGACAGAGUGAAUUUCUGGUCCAUGGUCAACUUGGGAGUAAUGGUGGUGGUAUCAGCUGUUCAGGUUUACAUGUUAAAAAGUCUCUUUGAAGAUAAGAGGAAAAGUAGAACUUAAUAUUCAGUGUGAUCAUAACAAUGUUACAGGUAUGGGGGGAGAGGGGAAGCAAUAAACUGCUACAGUAAAGGGGGGGAAAAUACGACCUUUCAGAUUGUUUUGAACAGGGAGUACACAUCAGGUUUUCAAUACAUGUUGGGCUUUUUGGUUGUUUUUUUGGUGGUGGUCUUGUUUGUAUUGUUUGAUUGGUUUCUGUUUGUUGUUUGUUUUUUUUUUUUAAACAGACAGAAUGCCUUGCCCCAAGCUCUUCCAUUUUUGCAAGAACUACUAACUAUUUUUUUGUACUUAUAGUAUUUGUUAAUGACUUAACUUAUGCAUAGUGCACAGGAUGCUUAGUGCAUAUGCAAAGAAAUGUUAAUACUAUCCUUUUUUUCAUGUUCGCAUAAAACUUUAAAUGGUAACUUAGACAUUGGUUUAUUUGCUGUUAAUCAUUGAGUAAAUUUACAUAUGUGCCUAAAUGUUUACAAGAUUGGGGCCCACAAGGGUUGUCUGUAGUUAUUGUCAUUUAUCUUCUAAGUUAUCUGUUUUUAAAAAUCCUUAGCUUUUGCUGUAUGGCAUCAUGGAGAAACACUGGGCUAACAUUGUGAGAACAAAAUGAGAACUCUUUUUAUAUACAGAUGACUAACAUCAGCACUUUAAAAAUAAGCACCAUCAAUGUGAAAUUGAGUCAGUGUUGAAAAGAAUUGGAGAAAAUAGGUGCAAUUCCUGUUCAUAAAUCCUUCCGUCCUGUAGUUGUACAACCCUAUUCUCCUUUUUGGCUGUUACAUGAGAGUCAAGAGACAAGUGACUACAUGAUACACAAACAAAUGUACACACACCUUGAAGUAUGGUUUGCAAAAUCUUAGUAAUCUUGUGUAAUAGCUAAUUUUCAAGAAAUCAUUUCUCAUAUUAUUCUUUCCCUUUAUUAAAGGGGGAGCAGUGUGUCACAGUAUGUGAUAUUACCUAAACAUGAAUUUUUGUAAUCUCAAAAUCCCUCUUAUUUGCCAUUUUUAUUAGUUUUUGUCUAUGACUAAUGUAGCAGUUAAUAGGGUAGUUUACACAGGCAUGAAAAACCAAAGCUGUUCACCUAAACUUUCCCUUUUUGCUCACACUCAGAAGUCUUUUAGCUGUGUAACUACACUCAGUUCAUCCAAGCAGUGUUUCUAUAUCUAGCUAUUUAUAUGACUAAGGCAUGAAUUACAUGAGCAGUUAGCACAGGCUUCAAAUUUUAGGAUCAACUGAUGAUCUAAUAUCACUUAACUAAGGCAGAGCUAUUCUUAAAUCAGUCAUCUAUAAUUUCUAGAUGAAAUAGCUUUUGACACUAUAGUGAGGGUAUGGAGAAUUUUUGCCAAAAGCUCUGGUGUGUGAGAAUUUUUUUAAUAGUUCAAAGUAAUUUUUACAAUGUGCCACUGAAACUUCCUGUAUAAAUGUGUUGAAAGAUAUAAUCACAAAAAGUGUUUUUAAAAAACACUUUCCUAAAAAAAAAAAGCACUUGUAAAAAAAGUGUUUUAAAAAAAGCAUAUGUAUUAGUGUUGUGUGUAUUGUUGGGUCAUCGGGGUAUGAACAGCAGAAUUGCAACUUCAAGACUUUGUAAUUAAAAGUUAUUUUAUGGAGAUAAAUCAGGGUCAAUAGAUGCAUGAAGAAAUACUUGGUUUAAAUGAAGCAGAUGCUAGCAAGGGCUACAGUACACAGAAGGAGCACUUCAGCUUCAACUUCAGACAAUAGUUUUUAUAAGCAAAAGUAUUAUUUAUCACCGAACUUGUUACAGAGGGCUUCAAAGGCUGCUGAGCUGCUUUUUGUUUCUGCAAAGCUGUGUCCAAAAUAAGAUUGUUUCCCUUUAGGGUUCUGCAUAUCUUCUUUCUUCACAUGAUGCUUUCUAUUCUAAUCUGCCAAAAAAAAAAAAAAAAAGCCAUUUUUCACAAAGCUUUUUUCUGUGAUCAGAACAAAGCCUAAGAAAAAUUAACUCUUUCCGCUGUUAUUCUAUAUUCUUAAUUAUUCUGCAAAGAAGCAAAUAAUUUUUUUUGCCAUUUCCUUGUACAUCUCCCAGUACCAAUAUACCACAUAUGUAUAUCAGGGCAUAAGCCAAAGCUUACUAAAGUCAACUUCCAAUGUUUUGAUCGGGUCCCUUUGGGACAGGCAAAUAAGAUUCUUAGGGCUCUGCCCCUUUUGCUAGAAGACAUCUAUCUUCACUUGCAUCACCAUGACCAUGAAGCAACAAGCCACCUGCGAAAUGCUGAACCAGCUCUGUGAAGCUGUGACUAAGACACCUACCUCUUAUAUCAAAGCUACUAGAUUCUAGAUUUCAGCUUAGACCUCCAACAGAUGAGUUCUGCCAAGUUGUCUAAGGGCUCCUCAAGGGAUUAGGUUCACCAGCUGCUCUGCUGUGCCCCUCUGACAGUGGUUGUACAUCCAGUGGCAAAACAGUACGGUGUAUUAGGUUAAGCUGCUACUGAAUGCAGACUUCUCUGAUCAAAGACACAAGACUGAACUGCAGCAGUUUCUCCAAUUACAAAUAGCAGUCUCUGGUAGAAGGAAAAUAACGCAACAAUUGUCAGCAGAGUUCAUCUGGAAGAAGUUAAUUUGCAACUAAGAGCUCCAGCUGUAUUUUCUCCCCAAUUCAAUGUUCAUCAUAGAUAACCAUGCUUUGACUUUGGCAGCUGGAAUAUAUCAUAGGUGAAGGAUUCGACAUUUAAACGUGCAGCUAAAUAAAAUUUAGUAGAGUGCUUUUGAUUCUAUAAAAAUUUAAAGGAGAAUAUAAAUUUUUUUCUUAAUGGACUUUUUAUUCAGAAUUAAAAUGUUUUAAGCCUUGCAGAUGUUGAAUAAAAUUAUGCAAAACUCUGAGAUUUUCAAUAAAUGAAGUUUAAACCUG